AUGAUAACCAAAAUCUACACCUGGUUUAAAGGAUCAACAUCAGUAGGAAAAGGAAAAAUCUACAGCAUUCCCAACAUCAGAUCUGAGGACAGUGGAGAAUACACAUGCCAGAGUUGGAAUGAACAUGGAGAGAGAAGAUCCACUGCUGUGCAGAUUAAUGUUACAUAUCCUCCAAAGAGCGUCUCCGUGUCCAUCAGUCCUUCUGGUGAAAUAGUGGAGGGCAGUUCAGUGACUCUGACCUGCAGCAGUGAUGGAAACCCACCUGUGAAGAUCUACACCUGGUUUAAAGAAGGUGGAACCUCACCUGUAGGAUCUGUACACAGUUACAGCAUCAACAGCAUCACUGCUGACCACACUGGACUGUACUACUGUGAAGCUCAGAAUGAACAUGGAGCUCUGAAUGGAACUGUGAUGGUCACUGUUAAGAGUCAGAGUUUGUCUGCAGUCUGGAUUGCAGUGGGAGGAGGAAGCAUUGUCCUCAUUAUCAUCUUAACCUGCAUCUGCGCGUCAGAUGAAUAA
Messenger RNA from Colossoma macropomum (tambaqui), 519 nucleotides. RefSeq names its product B-cell receptor CD22-like. Bases 1 to 519 code for a protein of 172 amino acids. Gene Ontology annotation, biological process: cell-cell adhesion. The transcript is spliced from 5 exons. Gene Ontology annotation, cellular component: membrane. NCBI's taxonomy places the organism in Eukaryota, Metazoa, Chordata, Actinopteri, Characiformes, Serrasalmidae. The record is from RefSeq and is a predicted model, not a curated record.